This is a messenger RNA of Toxotes jaculatrix (banded archerfish), 3765 nucleotides long. RefSeq names its product solute carrier family 38 member 2 (gene slc38a2). Gene Ontology annotation, molecular function: L-glutamine transmembrane transporter activity. Gene Ontology annotation, biological process: L-glutamine transport; amino acid transmembrane transport. The record is from RefSeq and is a predicted model, not a curated record. The coding region runs from base 353 to 1885 and encodes 510 amino acids. Lineage: Eukaryota; Metazoa; Chordata; Actinopteri; Toxotidae. The transcript is spliced from 16 exons.
CUUGUUUCCGUGCGCGGCGCAUCUCUGGACAUUUGGUUUAAUUAGGGAAUAACUCUAAAUUCUUUCCUUUUACGCGACGGUCGGUUUAUCCUUAGACUAUCUCAAGUCUUUGUUUAUUACUUGAACUGUUCUAGUUAUUGUUUUGAACCAGAUCCUGUCUGUUAACUGGCCUAUCCAUUCAUUCAUUCAUUCAUUCAUUCAUUCAUUUUUUCCCCUCAUUUUGUUCAUAUUUAACCUAAACACACUCACGGAUCAGAAGGGGUUUUUUUUGUGUGAAGAAAUCGUCCGGACACUUGCUGUUUCUUGUUUCACUGAGCGGAUUUUACGGCCCUCCUGUCACAUUCUCGAAAGUAUGAACGCUGCCAAAACUGAAAUGAACGGAUUGAACACGUUCUGUGAAGAAGACAACAGCAGCUCCAACAGCAAUGAGUACCCUUUCCAGGACUUUUCAAAGAAGAUCCCAAUGGGCGGCCAAUCUGACUUAGAAGCUGAGAGUCAAAAAUUCCUCCCUGAACACAACCUGGGAAAGAAGAAGUAUGAGACAGAAUAUCACCAGGGCAAUGCCUCCUUCGGCAUGUCCGUCUUCAACCUGGGCAACGCCAUCAUGGGCAGUGGCAUCCUGGGUCUGUCCUACGCUAUGGCCAACACUGGCAUCGCCCUAUUUGUGAUUCUCCUCUUGGCUGUUGCCAUCUGCUCCUUGUAUUCUGUCCAUUUACUGCUGAAGACUGCCAAUGAAGGAGGUGCACUGGUGUACGAGCAGCUGGGUUACAAAGCCUUCGGAUUGCCAGGGAAACUCGCUGCUUCCUUCUCCAUCACCAUGCAGAACAUUGGAGCCAUGUCAAGCUACCUCUACAUCGUCAAAUAUGAGCUGCCCAUCGUCAUUCAGGCCUUUCUGGGAACUAACAAUGGGGAGUGGUACACUAACGGAGACUACCUGGUGCUGCUGGUGACGGUUGUCAUUAUCCUGCCCCUGUCGCUGCUCAGGAACUUGGGUUACCUUGGUUACACAAGUGGUCUGUCCCUGCUCUGCAUGGUGUUUUUCCUGAUUGUGGUGAUCAUCAAGAAGUUCCAGAUCCCGUGCCCUCUGCCUGAGGACAUCAACGCUGUGAAUGAAACCCUGAACAAGGUUCUGAACAUCAGCUUGUCCUUCCCAAACAGCACAGCUGUGGACUACAGUGAGGACAUGUGCAAGCCAAAAUACUUUGUCUUCAACUCACAGACUGUGUAUGCUUUUCCCAUCCUGACCUUUGCCUUUGUGUGCCACCCGGCCAUCCUGCCGAUGUACGAGGAGCUCAAGGACCGCUCCCGCAGUAAGAUGCAGGGCGUUGCCAACGUUUCCUUCCUGGCCAUGUUCAUCAUGUAUCUGCUGGCUGCCCUCUUCGGAUAUCUGACCUUCAACGUGCACGUGGAGCCUGAGCUGCUGCACACCUACUCCAAACUCUACCAGUUUGACGUGAUCCUGCUGAUCGUCCGUCUGGCUGUGCUGACCGCCGUCACCCUCACCGUCCCUGUGGUGCUCUUCCCUAUCCGUACCUCCGUCAACCAGCACCUGUCUACCUCCAAGGAGUUCAGCUGGAUCCGCCACAUCAUCAUCACUGUUUUCCUGCUGGCUGGUACCAACGCCCUGGUCAUCUUUGUCCCCACCAUCAGGGACAUCUUUGGCUUCAUUGGAGCCUCUGCUGCUGCCAUGCUCAUCUUCAUCCUGCCCUCGGCUUUCUACAUCAAACUGGUCAAGAAGGAGUCCAUGAAGUCUAUGCAAAAGAUUGGGGCCACUAUCUUCCUCCUGUUCGGCCUCCUGGUCAUGAUCGGCAGCGUGACACUCAUCAUCCUGGACUGGAUCCACAACACCUCAGACAGCCCGAUCACACAGGCCGAUGGACACUAAAGCUCUGCCUCUCCCGAGAGAAGACGCUUUCCAGCGCUGGACUGCUACGACGACGCAACCAACGAAGAUCGAGACCUAUUGUAAAAGAAGAAAAACACAAGAACUCACUUGAUGCUCAUCUUUAACUUCCUGAGCAACAGACCAUUGCCAUUCCAAGAGAAUGUAUCCAAACUUUGUACAGUACGCUGUUAUAGGCCACAAAGAUGGUAUUUUACUUGUUUACUUUUUUCUCUUUUUAUUGUAGCUUUUUCAUUGUCGUUUUUGCUCGUUUUUACUCUUAAAUGUUUUUUUGUUUUUUUUUGUAGUUAUUGGUACAGCUGAAAACAAAUAUUUGAAGGUGCCUCAUAACAGAGACGACAUAGUCUUAGAGUUCAAAAUGCAGCUUACGCUCAGGUACGGGGGUUAUGUUGCGCACGAGUGUGGCUGUGACCUCAGAGCUCGGCAACAACGAGCCUCGCUGAGAGAAAGUAUGUAAAUCUCCUGAAGGUUGAAGAAGAUCUCGUGAAGAGGCAGAAGACUUGAAGGUUUAUCCUCCUCAAGGACAAAUUAAGUUCCUUCCAAACAUUUGUUUCUUUUUUUUAAUUUUUCCUUUUUUACUUUGCCAAAAAACAAAACUGUAUUUGUAAAGCAUCUUUGUAUAUUGAAAGCACUUAACUGUUUAGCACACUCGUGAAGAAAAAAACAAAACAGACUUGUCAGUUUUCACAGACGAGGCCUACAACACCGCCUAUUCAGUAUUCGUACCAAGGCUCUGUGACCUUGCUUGUAGUCUCAGCUUUCCUUGUAAAACAUAGCAUAAGUCAACAGAACCUGCCUUUUCAAACCCAACACUGGGAGCUGAAGAGUAUCUCACAAGAGGACUCUUCUGAAACUUUAUCUACUCUUUAAAACCUGCUGAAGAUCUUGUUGGAAUUAACGCGUGCAGCGAUGACACACUACUGCUUCGAGACCCGGAGGCCGUCUGGCCGAGCUUUCAGUUCCAAACUGAAAAUUUUUUUCUGUAUGGGAGAAUACUUUGAAUUUGACCACAUGCAGUGGUUGUGAUAUACCUGUUAAACUUGCAAAAAAAAAAAAAAAGAAAAGAAGAAAAGGACAGGUGUGAUCUUUAACACUGACAACCAAACAUGGCAACAGAGAAAACUAAAGAGAGCAUCUGUCACAGUAUUUUUGAGUGUUUGUGGAGCGGUCGCACAGUUUUCUGCUUUCAAAGCAUUUCACAGUGAAGGACUUGAAAGAGAUCGAUGGGGACCUGUUACCCCGUCGACGGUCAGCUGACAGCGCACUGUGCUUCCAACACUAAUUUAAGACACCACCAAACUGUUGUUGUCCAACAUCUAUUUAAGGAAAACAGUGAAAUCAAUGUAAUUUAAUCUAUUUUACUAUAUUUAUAUAAUAUUGUAUGUAUAUAUAUAUAAAUAUAUGUAUAUAUAUCUACUGAGUUUCACCUGUAAAUACGCUUUGUUUUUUUUUUUUGUUUGUUUUUAAACAAUAAUGGAUUGGAGCCGUGAAACAAAAACUGAAAAAGCCCAAGCUGGUGAAUUUGUGAAAUUGAAGUUGCUCUGUUCUUCUACUCCGUUAAGAAUGACUGGAUUAUCCUGAAUUAUCCUAUUAUUAUCCAUUCUGUGAAAACUGUUACACGUGGAGAACCACAGAGAGAAGAGCCGCCGCAGUCUUUGUUUCCUGUUUUUUUUUUUUUUUUUGGGACCCUCUGAACACCAACUAAAAAGUACUUUACGCACAUCUUGGUUAGAGAGUACGUCAGCCAUCUCUUGACCUCAGGAGCAAAGAGAGCUUUGCCCACCAGUGUUACACUCUUGUUUCAAUGAAACACUAUGUAUAUCCUGUAAUUAAUGUCCAAUUAAAAACAAAGAUAAUCUAUA